Caenorhabditis elegans is the source of this 1493-nucleotide messenger RNA. It is a transcript of the gene T04D3.1, whose product is annotated as NTF2 domain-containing protein. The transcript is spliced from 2 exons. Lineage: Eukaryota; Metazoa; Nematoda; Chromadorea; Rhabditida; Rhabditidae. Bases 20 to 1384 code for a protein of 454 amino acids. Gene Ontology annotation, biological process: autophagy. The record is from RefSeq and is marked reviewed.
AUCAUCAUCUCUACUUGUCAUGUCAUUCAUUGCAUAUCCAUGUGCUGUUCCAACUCAGCGCCAAGUUCCAAUGUCUCCUCCAACAACUCCACGGAUCCUCAUGAAACUCUGCCCGAUCAUGGAGAUUCCCAUCAUUGGUGGACCCCGUCAAAAUGGAACCUACAAUGUGUUCAUCUUCGACCUAAAAAUCAGGAAGUUCAUUCCACACAGAUGCUCCAGUUGUGCAGUGAAGAUCCUCGAAGAUCACCUGUCACCGAUGUAUGCCUCGGGAAGUGUGAUUUUUAUGAGAAAUGAGGUUACGCAAGAGGUGGAGCAGUAUGUCUACUCGUUCGAGACUGGUGGCUUCCAGCAGGUCGACUAUCCGGAGUUGGUUUACUCGGCUGAAAAAUUCACGGAAUCAAGUUUUAUUGUGAUGAUUGAGAACUCUGAUGGAAAGAAAGUUCUGAUCGAGCGUGGAGGAAACGAAGCAGUUCGGAAGUUGGAGUACAGACUUGGGAAGUGCGUGGAAAUGCCAAAAGUUGAGGUUCAACUCUUGGCCGCCGAAGAAUUUGAUGACGCGGAUCCAUGGUCUGACAACGACUCCCUCAGUUCUGAACAUCUUGACUACAAUGAAACACUUCCAGCAUUUAAAACCACAUUCUGCCAAGACUUUCAGAUGUACGUUCUCUACAUUAUCACCAGCCGUGGUCAUUAUGAAAAGUACAUAUACAAUCAGAGCACCAGUCAAUUCGAGAUCCUCGACUGUGAGAAGUGUCCGGAUACAACCAGAGAAGUGGAUCUUCUCCCCAAGUAUGCAGAGUUUUGCGAAGAGAUUCAGGCUUAUGUGAUUCACGUCUUCAACUCCUUCACAGAUCGCAUGGAGCAAUAUGUCUUCGACUCGAAGAUUCAGGGAUUUGUUGAAGUGAAUCAGCCAGAGCUGAAGUAUGACUCAUCGAAGGAUCAGGAUCCGACUUCGAGCAUCUUCUUCGUUCUCAAAGGGACAACAGUGAUCAUGAGGGGUGCACAAGGAAGACUGAAGAAGGAGGUAUAUUGCUCGAUCAAAAAACAUUUCGUGGAGGUUCCCAAUUCGGUGAUCAAGAGUUUUGAUACUCAGUUUAUGGAGAAGAAGCAGAAGAUGGACAAGAAGAAGAAGGCCAAAAAGAUCAAGAAGUCCAAGAAGAAGGCAUCCAAAGAAUCUCAAGAGUUGGAUGUCUUGGUCGAGAAGAUCCGUCUUUGUGAUGAUCCGUUUUCUGAUGGCCCAUCUUGCUCAACUUCUCCAGAUAUUCCGGAGGAUGCCCCAGACGAUGGCAUGUCAAUUCUCAAACAAAAAUUCGUGGAAAGCCUGACAACUCUCUACGGCGGAUCGUUGCCACCAUAUGUUCAGAAGGAAUUGGAACAGAUUUGAGGAUUUGGAUUAAAAUUAGUUUUUUUUGUUAAAUUGCAUAUUUUUUUAUUUUAUUUUGUCUUGCGGUCUCAUUUUUCUUCCCGAUGUUCCAUAAAUAAAAGACAACUGU